Aquila chrysaetos chrysaetos is the source of this 1397-nucleotide messenger RNA. RefSeq lists its product as uncharacterized. Bases 5 to 826 code for a protein of 273 amino acids. NCBI's taxonomy places the organism in Eukaryota, Metazoa, Chordata, Aves, Accipitriformes, Accipitridae. The transcript is spliced from 2 exons. The record is from RefSeq and is a predicted model, not a curated record.
GGGGAUGCGCGGGUGCGGCGGGGCUGCCUCCUUCCCCCCGCCCUCCCUGCCUCCCGCCCCGCUCCGCUCCCCGCGCACGCACACACACACACACUCACACACACACACUCUCACACACACUCACUCGCACACGGAUGUGGCACAGGCCCCCCCACGCCCCCCCCCCCCCCCCCGGUGGCUGUGCGUGCCUGAGCGCCUGCUGCCCGCCUGGCACGCGUGUCCCCGGGGGAGAAGCCGGGGACAUCGAUGGUGCCUGUCCCCCGUCCCCGCGUGUUCCCCCCCCCCCCCCCCCGGCUUUAAAUUUACCGAGGGGACAACGCGCGAAAGGCAGCGCGCCCGCGGGAGCCCCCGGGGCCGGGUGCGGGGCCGGGUGCGGGUGCGGGUGCGGGAGGGGCGGCCGCCGCCGCGCUGCCUUUGCGGCCCCACAUUGGUAUGCAGGCGGUGGCUGCGCCGGCAGGCAGACCGAAAAGGGUACUGUGCAAGCUCCCCGUUCUCAGAUGAACUGUGCAAAACUGCAUCAGUGUAUCUGCCUAACAAAUGUUCCCUGAAGAACCAUGAAGAUCCGGACGGUGUUUGCAUGGGCAUCCCGUUAGCUUGCACGCAUCGUCUGUGCCCUCAGUGCCCGAUUCACGGCCGUAACCCGCUUCCUUCCGCGCUCAGCUCGAGCGAUGGGCAGGCUGGUCGAGGCUGCAGAAGCAGGCGUCUGGCUCUGGGGAUCUCCGCUGCAGUCUUCCUUCAUCAAGACGGCGGUCAUCACGCAUGGUCAUUAGCUGCUUGCCCUUCCCCAGCCUGGAAAAGGCCCCUGCGGAGCAAGACGUGCCUUUGAACUGAAGUGAGAAGAUGGACGACAAGGCGCAGAGUGUUCCUGGGUUUGCCGAGAACAUUUUACUUACUUACCAAAUGGCGCAGCCUUGGCGGGCUGAGAGACCUUUAGCAGAGAGGAACUGUGGAACAGGAAAUCUGGGCUCGUUUCGCUGUGCAUGUCAGGCUGCGGCCAAAACCAGAGUAGCUGUGCUAACAUGUGAAAAGUCAUCUGAUAAAAGGCUGCUGCCAAAGAGGCACAACUCGGAGGAGGAAUAGCCUCAAUACGUUCGUUUUCUUGGUUUUGGUUCCAGAAGAUGCCUCUGUCUCAUGACUGUAAUAAUACUCAAUCAUCAUGCUAUAAUUAAGGGCUUUUCGUGUUAUCGUCUGUAGAACUGAUUACUUUGGGCUAUACCGUGCUCAUGCUGAGCUUCCUGGCAAAAUUCCCACUGACAUCAGUAAGAGAAGGAUUGGACCUUUCCUCAGCAGUUUACCGCUAUUGUUUGACAAUACCAUGCUUUUCAGACAGUUUGCAGUGGAGAUUAAAUAUUUAGACUCUUAAUUCUUGGAAUAUUAAAACGGCACUGUAGAGAUAA